Strongylus vulgaris is the source of this 309-nucleotide messenger RNA. Lineage: Eukaryota; Metazoa; Nematoda; Chromadorea; Rhabditida; Strongylidae. The record is from the annotation of a GenBank genome assembly.
AUGGCUCUGCUUCCUAUUCGUUUUCAUGAGCAUCUUCAGCUUACUAAUGUGGGUAUUCGCCCACAAAACAUUUGCUUUGCAAAUGUCACCAUGGAAUCGGACAAGUUCAUCGUUGUUCGUGAAAUGGUUAUUCAAUUGUUGCCAGUCAUUUUAUGGUCAUUAUUGUCCCUUUUUUCUCAGAUCGGAGAUUCUCAGCAAGUGGUAAUUAUCGAUCUCGCAGAUCCGGCCAAUCCACAGAGGCGACCCAUCUCGGCCGAUUCAGUCAUAAUGCAUCCCACCGCGAAGAUAAUCGCACUCAAAUGUGAUUAA